This is a messenger RNA of Prunus mume (Japanese apricot), 1840 nucleotides long. NCBI's taxonomy places the organism in Eukaryota, Viridiplantae, Streptophyta, Magnoliopsida, Rosales, Rosaceae. The record is from RefSeq and is a predicted model, not a curated record.
UGUAUCAUGUGAGAAGAGAGAUAGAGACAUAGGUUAUAUAUACACCCACGAAAGUUAUUUCUCAGAUUAGGCACCACACACUCUUCGCAUCACCCUGUCUCUGGAGUCUAGACUCUAGAGGUGGACUGUUGAAGUUCAUCUUGCAAGGCGCCUCCUCUGCUCCGCCAAUAUCUUUUGUUUCUUGCAAUCUCAUUGGCAUCAGAGAAAGGGUUGUUGUCCAGGAUGAGUUCAAGAAGAGGUGGUGGAAAUUCCAAAGGGAAGGAAGUUCGUGACGUCAAUAGCCCGAAGGUUAAGCAGUUGAGCCAUGGUGUAGCAGACAUUAGCCUGGACUCGGCACAAGACGAUGGAGAGUGGGCGGUAAUUUCCAGAAAAUCCAAGAACAGAGCUGGUAGCAGUGCUGCAAAACAAGUCCAAUUGGGUCCUCAAAAUUCUAAUUAUAAGGCGUGGGCACCGGCACAUGAUGCUCAGAAGCCAAGUAUGCGAAAUGGAACUGGUGGUUCACAAACUGCUAAUUCUCAAAAACCAGCUGGAGGAAGAAAUGCAAGGCAGCAGCCUAACAGUACAGGUGGUUUUGGAAGCAACUUUUUGGCCCGGCAACAUUCGAUUCCCCCUCCCCUGGACCAUGGAUGGAAUUGGCAAUCUAGACCUGGUAAAAAAGACAACAAUGUGGCUGCUGCUCUCGCUGAUGAUAAUGAUGAUGACAACUCUGAUCAUAUGAGCGAUACUGAUGAAUACGAUGAUGAGCUAUUCAGUGAUGAGUUUGACUCGGAUUCAAGUGAAAAGAGUCACGGCACUCGGAAGCAAAAUAGAUGGUUCAAGAAAUUCUUUGAAAAUUUGGAUGGUUUAAGUGGGGGUGAGAUUGGUAAUCCUGAUAGACAGUGGCACUGUCCUGCAUGCAAAGGUGGUCGUGGUGCCAUUGACUGGUACCAAGGCGUGCAGCCCCUGAAGAGACAUGCCGAAACAAAAGGAUCAAAUAGGGUGAAGCUCCACAGAGAAUUUGCAAAACUUUUGGAUGUGGAGUUGCAGAUGAGAGGAGUUAUGACUCAAUCUGUGGCUGCGGGUGAAGUAUUUGGUAAAUGGGUAGGUUUAAAAUAUGAGGAAAAGGAUUCCAAAAUUGUCUGGCCUCCGAUGGUUGUCAUCACGAAUACUAGACUUGAAAAGGAUGAAAGUGGAAAGUGGAUUGGUAUGGGAACCGAGGAGCUUGCUGAAUACUUCGGAUCUUAUCCUUAUUUGAAGACUCGACACUCGUAUGGUCCGCAGGGACACUGUGGGAUGAGCCUUUUGAUUUUUGAGGCCUCGGCAAUAGGCCAUUUUGAGGCUGAGCUGCUGCACAAGAAUUUUGCAAUGCAAGGAUUAGGCAGGGAUACUUGGGAUUGUGGUCCUAUCUUGUUUCGUGCAGGUGGUAUUCGACAGCUUUACGGUUACAUGGCAAUGAAACGAGACUUGGAUAUCUUCAACCAGCAUACAGAGGAGAAAUCUAAGCUGAAAUUUGAGCUGAGAUCUUACCAAGAGGUGGUCCUACACCCAAUGAGGCAAAUGAGUGCGGACAGCCAACAGGUUAUUUGGUUGAAGGACAAACUUCCUAUAGAACAGAGGCUUAGAAAAGAUGCUGAACAGACUAAUGAGAUACUUCGUGACAAGCUCGAGAAGGUGCAGGAGGAAAAUCGCAUUUUAAAACGGAGGAUAAAAAUGCAGCUUGAGGAGAACAAGGAAGAGAUGGAUCUGCAAGAAGAAUUUUACAAAGAUAUAAUGUCUCGUACCCGAGAUUGAAAAUUUUAUUCAAGUUUAUUGCAUUUACUUUCUAUUUUGCUUUAUUAGAACUCACAGUUUUCCCCCUUUC